Messenger RNA from Physella acuta, 738 nucleotides. RefSeq lists its product as uncharacterized. The record is from RefSeq and is a predicted model, not a curated record. Lineage: Eukaryota; Metazoa; Mollusca; Gastropoda; Physidae.
AUGACUUUCUAUGACGCUAAAUGUUCAGAUGCUGGCGUCUACAUUUGUCAAGCAACGUACGCUGAUUCAGUCGAUGGGAAUAUCCAUUCAACAUACGAGAAUCAAAGUGUCGACACUUUCAUUGGAUUAGUCCCUGAAUCCGUGACGUUAAAUCCUCAGAAUAAACUAGACAAGGGUCCAAAUGGAUCAGUCAAUUCUGCUGGAUCUGAUGUUAACUUAACGUGUACUGUUACUGGCCCUGAAUAUGUAACAAUUAAAUGGAAAAUAAAUAAUACAUACGAAGUCAGAGGCGAAUAUGAAUCAGUUGCUAUAAACAGUACCAACAAAAUGUGUAUCAAGUACCGUCAUUGGUCAACGCUAAGGCACCAGAUUCUGAGAGAGAGCAGUGAUAAUGUAUACACGAUUGUAUGUGUGGCUACAGCGAACUUAGAAGAGACAACAGUUGGGACCAUGACGAUAUACAUCAAAAAUGAAUCCAAGGCAAAUGAACCAAACACAGCUUUAAAAAAUCUUGAAAGUCACGACAUAGUCAGCCCAGGUGAUGUUCCAGAAGGUGAAUCUUUCACCGUGACAUGCGAUGCUUCACGAGCAGGGGUUCCGGAAAAUGAAACAAAAAUUUCAUCACUGUCUAUUUAUAAGAGUACUACAAUGGAAACACCAAAAACAACAUAUGCAAAAUAUGAGACAUUUCGCUAUCCUAAUACAUCGGUGAGAUAUUUGAAAGUUAACCUAUUUUAG